AUGUAUGCUCGUUCACCAAGCUGGUUUGUCCUUAGCUCCAAGGCAACGGCAGACAUCAGCUAUGAAGCCCUGCUUCCUACAGUGAUUCUCACUGCUCUUGCUUCGGUCAUGGUUGUUCUUCGCUGGUGCAGCCGAGUCUGUUCGAGGUCGAUUACAAUCGGGCCAGAAGACUAUUGCGUCACAGCUGCCAUGGUGUUUUCAGCAGGGUUUACGGCUGUCGUUGGGCGAGGCGAGUCUGAAAUUAGUCGAGUGCUGACGGAAUCUGACUGGAGUACAGAGUUCAGCAUUGACCUUGUGCUCGCUCAAGCUAUCCUCUAUCAUCUUGCGAGUAAUCUCGUCAAAACGUCCUUGAUCCUACAAUACAUCCGCCUCUUUUCACACGUCCCGUCGAUAGUGUGCAUCUGCUACGCCCUCUUCAUCCUUGUACUCGGCGCCACGGCCUGGGGCGUGUUCGGCAAUGUGUUCCUCUGCGACCCCGUUCAGAGCUACUGGGAGAUGACAACAGCUGGAACCUGCAUGGACAAGGAGCAGCAUUUCUGGUCGACCAGUGUCAUUGGAAUUGUCCUCGAUGUCGCCAUCUGGGUGCUGCCGAUUCCCGUUAUUGGCCAACUGAAACUGCCCAGGCGACAGAAGACAGGACUGCUGGUUGUCUUUGGGCUGGGUGGAGUUGUGUGUAUUGUGACUAUUGUGCGACUUGUUCUGGUUCAGGACGCCAUGAGCCACGGUCAGGUGACGAGGUGCGGUUCCUACGCAAUCAUCUUCUCGUCCAUCGAGAUCAACAUUGCCAUCAUAUGUGCGUCGUUGCUGGUGAUGAAGCCUCUCUUUGCACGCUUUCUCCCCUAUGUCGUUUCCGAGCAGCCGCUGUCUGCGGCCGAGGAUGGGAGGACAUGCAGGGCGCUGACGGGCAUGCACCUGCUCAGCGCCGGCAUCGUGUGUGCAGCAGAGAAGAGGGAGCGCGGGGGCCGGAACGAUACGGUGAUUGAGAUGGGUUCCUUUUCGUAG
Messenger RNA from Exserohilum turcica Et28A, 1002 nucleotides. RefSeq lists its product as uncharacterized. The transcript has 5 exons. The record is from RefSeq and is a predicted model, not a curated record. Bases 1 to 1002 code for a protein of 333 amino acids. Lineage: Eukaryota; Fungi; Ascomycota; Dothideomycetes; Pleosporales; Pleosporaceae.